AUAUUGAAGGUCAAAAAUUAGUAUAGUGAAUUGAAAGUAGACCAUUAGGCUAUGGCGCAAGAGUAAUCAUUAAAUAGCAGAGAUGCAUCAGCAGUAUUCUGAUGAAGAAUGGAACCCAGAUGAACAACAGAAACAACAACCAGGUGGGGAUGUGGGGGUGAAGGCUCAGAGCCAAGGUGUACAGCAUAGCCAAGAAGUCAAGGACAAGAAAAUGACCUUGGAGGAAAUCAAACAGAGUGGGCGGGCGGAACGACAGCGAAGGAGAGAGGAGAGAAGACGACAACAGUCUGACUCGGAUUCAGAGUCGGAGUAUCUGGUCGGCAAACUGGCAGAAAUCGCUCUAACAGUUAAGGAACCAGACCUUAUUGAGGGAACGGGGCUGAUUUAUGAUGAGCGGAUGUUAAAGCACGAGAAUCUCUGGGACAAGGAUUACCCCGAGAAUCCUUCACGCAUCAGUGGGCCUUUCCAGCGAUGUUCUGAGCUUGGUCUUACAGAGAGAUGUAUUCGGCUAGAGGCCCAGCAUUCUACAGAGGACAUGGUAUUGUUACAACAUUCACAGGAACUGAUAGAGAAACUCAAACGGACCACGGAAAUGAGCACCGAGGAACUUAAAGCCGAGGCCAUCAAAUACGACUCUGUUUACUUCAACCAGGCUACGUAUGAGUGUUCCUUGUUGUCACUUGGGAGUGCAGUAGAAUUAAUGGAACAGAUUCUAAAGAAGAAGGUGAGAAAUGGAAUGGCUUUAAUAAGACCCCCAGGACACCACGCAAUGUCGGAGGAAUUUUGUGGAUUCUGUUACUUCAAUAAUGUUGCUAUUGCUGCAAAACAUGCCCUGGAAAAUCUCAAACUGAAAAAGAUUUUAAUCAUAGACUGGGAUGUUCAUCAUGGCCAGGGCACCCAGCAGAUGUUUUACAAUGAUCCGCGAGUGCUGUACUUUUCUAUACAUCGGUACGAGUUUGGGAAGUUUUGGCCCCACCUGAGAGAGAGUGACUAUGACUUUAUAGGAGAAGACAAAGGGAUGGGGUAUAACAUCAAUGUCCCUCUUAAUCAGACGGGGAUGGCUGAUCAUGACUACCUGGCUAUAUUUCAUCAGGUUUUAAUGCCAAUUGCAUUUGAGUUUGAUCCAGAAUUAGUUUUGAUUUCUGCUGGAUAUGAUUGCGCAAUAGGUUGUCCCGAGGGAGAAAUGGGGGUAACUCCUGCAGCCUUUGCUCACCUCACUCACAAGGUCAUGUCCUUGGCUCAGGGUCGUGUGGCAGUCAUAUUGGAGGGUGGAUACUGCUUGAAGUCUCUCUCUGAAUCAGCAGCCUUGACCUUGAGAACAUUACUUGGUGACCCUUGUCCCAGAAUUCCUCCAUCUCAGGAACCAUGUGACAGUGUCACAGAGUCCAUUCUGAAUGUGAUUAAGGUCCUUCGGCCUUACUGGAAGUGUCUGCAGUAUCAGGAAUUCACCUCUGACCCUUGCCCUUUUGAAGAGGUCAACCUGUCUCCUCCCAAGCCUGAUAUCAUUCUUAUUACUGAGGAAAACAAACCAAAGGAAUACCCAGAAAGUCUGGAGCCCACAAAAGUGGAGGAGUAUUACAAAGUGGAGAAAAGACUGUCACCUGUUAUAGACAGAAUAAUAGCUAACACAGACCUCAGUAAAGCUAAGAACAG
This is a messenger RNA of Saccostrea cuccullata (small rock oyster), 1653 nucleotides long. RefSeq names its product polyamine deacetylase HDAC10-like. Gene Ontology annotation, biological process: negative regulation of transcription by RNA polymerase II. Gene Ontology annotation, molecular function: transcription factor binding; histone deacetylase activity. The transcript has 17 exons. NCBI's taxonomy places the organism in Eukaryota, Metazoa, Mollusca, Bivalvia, Ostreida, Ostreidae. The annotation marks the transcript as partial. The record is from RefSeq and is a predicted model, not a curated record. Gene Ontology annotation, cellular component: histone deacetylase complex.